GACAGAUUAAACGACCUGGAAAAACAUGCAGAGGAUCCAGAGAAAAUAACCAGGACGCGUAAGCUUGAAGGAAAGGACCCAUCACAACCAGAGCUUCUGAAGAAAACAGAGGAGCUUGAACUGCGCCUGGCUGAGAAGGAGGAACAGUUGCUGGAAAAAGAUUUCCUCUACGAGCAAGUCUCUAAGCUAUCAGACAGGAUACGCAUAAAAGCUGAAAAUGGCAAAGAAGACACUUUAACUUGUGCUAAAAAGAUAAAUAAAAUGAAAAACAAGAUUAAAGACACAACUCGUAAAAUGAUGUCCCAAAUUGCAGAGUUAUCUAUGCAGCAAGCCAACUGCAUAAAGCUGCAGCAAGAAGUAAGAGAUAAAGAAAAGUUUGUUGAAACAUGCCAUGCAAGGAUGGAACAGGGGUUGCCACCGAGUGGGGAAAUCAAGCAAGAAUGGAAGCGCUUAGUGCGUGAAGAACGUAUACGCCAACUUGAGAGAGAAGAAAAGACAAGGAUUCAAGAGGAGGAAGAACAACACUUUUUG
Messenger RNA from Staurois parvus, 531 nucleotides. NCBI's taxonomy places the organism in Eukaryota, Metazoa, Chordata, Amphibia, Anura, Ranidae. The record is from the annotation of a GenBank genome assembly.